Molecule: messenger RNA, 2661 nt
Organism: Haliotis rufescens (red abalone)
Lineage: Eukaryota; Metazoa; Mollusca; Gastropoda; Lepetellida; Haliotidae
Product: sodium-dependent proline transporter-like
Exons: 15
Coding region: 178-2223 (681 amino acids)
Biological process (GO): sodium ion transmembrane transport
Cellular component (GO): membrane
Molecular function (GO): L-proline transmembrane transporter activity
Source: RefSeq, a predicted model, not a curated record
GGACUACAAUGGCUGGUGAGGUCCACAUUGUCGUGGCAGUGUUAUGGUAGUAGGAACUCCCGUGUAACGUGUUGGACUUUACAUUUGGGUUCUACCAGAGUCUUAAUCUUGUGGAAUACCUGCCCUUGCCGAAGUGACUCCUUCUCAAUUCUGUAGCUCACCUUCAAUCUCUACACGAUGGCCUUGGACAAGGAGGAGGAGAUAGAACGGGGAACCUGGAGCAAGAAGCUGGACUUUAUCCUGUCCUGUGUGGGUUUCUCCGUGGGACUCGGCAACAUCUGGAGGUUUCCUUAUGUUGUCUACAGAAAUGGAGGAGCUACGUUCCUGAUCCCGUACCUCAUCAUGCUGGUGAUUGCUGGCCUGCCGUUGUACUUCAUGGAGUUGGCCGUUGGUCAGUUCUCAUCCGAGGGGCCGGUCACUGUGUGGAAGGUCAGCCCCAUAUUUACAGGUAUUGGGAUCGCCAUGGUUACCAUCAGCAGUAUGAUUUCUAUUUAUUAUAACAUCAUCAUUACCUACGCCAUGUACUACUUGUUUGUCUCCCUUGUCAACCUUGACCUUGAGGUGCCGUGGGCGACAUGUACGAACACGUGGAAUACGGACACGUGCAGGACAGAGGCGUUUCCCGACCUCACUGGGAUGAACGAGACCGCCAGGCUAGACAGCAUGUACGAGGAGCUAUACAACAGCACGUGUGUGUCCGUCGUCACUUCCAACAGUACAUUGCUGCCUCAAUUUGACAGCAUCAACUCCACCAUGCUGUCAGACCGAGCGUUCGACUCCUGCAAGUUUGUGUACACGUCCGCCAGCGAGGAGUACUGGACGCGCUCUGUGCUACGUCUACACGAAUCAAGCGGAAUCCAUGACCUUGGCGACGUCAGCGUGAAGCUUGUAGUGACCCUCAUCCUGGCAUGGAUCCUUAUCUUCUUCUGUCUCCUGAAGGGCAUCAAGUCGUCGGGGAAGGUCGUGUAUUUCACUGCCACCUUCCCAUUCGUCAUCCUACUAAUCCUCCUGAUCCGGGGCCUGACGUUGCCAGGAUACGAGAAGGGCAUACAGUUCUAUGUCGUGCCACAGCCUGAAAAACUGCGGGAAGCCAAGGUAUGGGGUGAAGCAGCCACACAGAUAUUCUACUCCUUGGGGGUUGGUUUCGGCGCCUUGCCCACCAUGGCGAGCUACAAUAAAUUCAACAACAACAUCUACAGAGACGCCAUUGUGGUGGCUGUCAUUAACUGUUCCACGAGUAUUUUCGCUGGUUUCGCCAUCUUUUCUUUGCUGGGUAACAUGGCGUAUACUACGAACCAGGAGAUCGCUGACGUCGUGGAUCAAGGACCAGGUCUUACUUUCAUCGCUUACCCAGAAGGACUUGCUCGACUCCCACAGUCCUCGUUUUGGGCGUUUUUGUUCUUUUUUAUGAUCCUUACUGUGGGACUGGACAGUCAGUUCGCCAUGAUGGAGGCAGUGAUAAGUGGCAUCUCCGACAUACAUCCCAAAUUCUUCCGGAAGAACAAGGCGGCCUUCACCUUCUUCUGUUGCGCAGUCGGCCUCCUGUUGGGUAUUCCACAAGUCACCGCGGGUGGUAUCUACGUGUUGACACUGAUGGACUGGUACUGUGGCAACUACAACCUGAUGAUAGUGGCUCUGGCGGAGAUCAUCUGCCUCAUGUAUGUGUACGGUAUGCGGAAGUUCAUGGCUGACAUCGAGAUGAUGAUUGGACACAAGCCAAACGUGUACUGGAUGGUCACGUGGUUUGUCCUGACUCCAGCAACUAUCCUGUUCAUCAUCAUCAUCUCGAGUGUCCAGAACUCGCCCGCUAAGUACGGAGACUACACGUUCCCCACGUGGGCGCAGGGCGUGGGGUGGAUGAUGGUCGGCCUCCCCGUGCUGCUCAUCAUCAUUGUAGCCUCCGUCCAGAUCCACAGAUACGGCUUCAGAAACUCCCUGAAACCUACAUCAGAUUGGGGUCCAGCAAAUCCUGAGUUUCGGACAGGGCGUUAUGCCAGGGAUGAAGACGGUUCUCUCACCAUGGGCGCGAAGCGGUCCACAUAUGCCAUCGCUAACUCCGGCUAUACCCCGGAUGUGGAAAGAAACGAUAAGGGAGAUAACCAAGUAAAUCACACGAACCAAUACAGCAUCACGCAGUGUUCGGACACUGUCACGUUCAGGAGUGUUCCCCCGCCGGACUACAGCCCCGAGAGACUUGCUAGGAUGCAAGUACAGAGGAUGUAGACAGGAACGGCAUAGAUCAGCACAAUGUACACUUUAUAACCUGUCAUCUUACUGUUUGUUGAACUUUCUUGUCUUGUCCUAUUUGGUCUAUACUUCAUUCACGCCCUCCUCUAACCACACAACACACACCAUAUCCAUCCAACGAACAUACAUCACCUAUCCACACCCACACCCACGAACACCCACAUGCUCACCAACACCGUUACCACUAACCCCACCUGUGUGCAUCUGCCCUCAACAUAUGUAUUGCUAUAAGUUCUAUUAAUUCAUAAAUUUUCAAAAGGUGGGGGCCCCUCGACACAAAAUAUCAAAACCCUCUCUCAGAUAAUUUUACUGCCUACACCAUACUACAUUUGGUUUUCAAAAGGUGGGGGACCCUGCACACACACACACACACUAACACUAACACUAACACUAACACUAACACACACUAACACU